Molecule: messenger RNA, 2056 nt
Organism: Xiphophorus hellerii (green swordtail)
Lineage: Eukaryota; Metazoa; Chordata; Actinopteri; Cyprinodontiformes; Poeciliidae
Gene: nmi
Product: N-myc (and STAT) interactor
Exons: 9
Coding region: 385-1467 (360 amino acids)
Cellular component (GO): cytoplasm
Source: RefSeq, a predicted model, not a curated record
AUGAGUAGUAUUCCAAAGAUGGACAACCUUGAAGAUGCGAAGAAGGAGCUGAAAGAAUUGAAGAGAGAAAAAGAGAAAAUAUCCAGUGAGUGGCAGUUCUGAAGGUGCAAAUGUCUUGUUGAUGCCAGAGGUCAAAAGAGAAUGGCCAGACUGGUUCAAGCUGAUUGAACGGCAACAGUAAAUAACCACUCGUUACAACCGAGAUAUGCAGAAGAGCAUCUCUGAAUGCACAACACGUCGAACCUCUAGGCGGAUGGGCUACAGCAGCAGAAGACCACACCGGGUGCCACUCCUGUCAGCUAAGAACAGGAAACUCAGGCUACAGUUCGCACAGGCUCACCAAAAUUGAGACAACAGAAGAUUGGAAAAACAUUGCCUGGUCUGAUGACUCUUGAUUUCUGCUGCGACAUUCGGAUGAUUAAAGUUGAGAAAGCUGAUGACGUGAAAGCCAGGAUGAUUCUGGAAAAACUGGACGAAGAUGAAUUAAAGGAGAAUGCCAAACAAGAAAUGAUGGCUAAAGCUGAAAAGCAGGAGUCUUGCCAGAAAGAAUUCAAUCAAGAUUUGGAAAAAGUCAAGGAUGAAAUCCAGAAGCUUUCUAAACACAGACAAGAUAUAUUGGAUAAACUGAGGCGAUGUAAAGCUCAAUUGGAGGCUAAGAGAACCGAGGCUUCAAAACUGAAGCACAAAUUCAAGAUCUAUGCCCAGAUUCCUGAGACAGAAGUGAAGUUUCUGUCUCUUAUCAGAGAGGAGAAUGGGGAGGGAGAAGACAUCAGUCAUUCAGUGAGAGGAGUGUUUACCAUCAGCCAGAGAGCUGCAGUUCUCCUACUAGGAGGGCAGGCUCUCAUCACUUUUGAGGAAGAGAAAGUGGCUCAAAAAAUCCUGAAGCUCCCUGGUUGCCGUGUGUCCUGUGAAGACACCACCCUGAAUGUGAAACCAAAAGGACUUACCUUGGGAACAUCUGUGAAGUUUGAGGUCCAUGUGGAUGUGUCCAGAAAAGAGCUGAAAGUAUACAACAUCCCCCCUGCCAUGCCGGAGGACAGAAUGGAGGACCGUCUGGAGAUCAGCUUUUCCAGACCAACCAGGGGAGGAGGAGAAGUGGAAAGUGUGGAUUACGAUGGCAAGACUGGAACUGGGUCCAUUACAUUUUUGAAACCUGGAGUUGCCUGGAGGUUGGCCAGAAAAGGAGUGUACAAAGUAAAUCUUGAAUCUGAAGUUAAUGUCAAGGUUGGACCAGCGUAUGAGUACAAGUUGGAGAAGUUUCAAACAUCAUGCGGUUCAUCAAGGCGAACCGUUCUUCUGGAAGGCAUUGAUAAUGUGGAGGAUGAGGAGGACCUGCAGGACCACCUGGAAAUUCAUUUUCAGAAGCCCAACAACAGUGGUGGUGAAAUUGAAAACAUCAAGUAUAUUUCUAAGGGAAAGUCUCUCCAGGCAUUUUUCAGUGAGGACAAAAUAGACAUAACCAACUAAAGUUAGUUGGAAGUAGUCAUCUUCAGCAGUAUGUGAGUUUUCAGGAAGAGAGGAAGAGCCUGACUCCAUGGUCUGUUCAGUGGUAAAAACAGAAAAUCAUUUUAGUUUUGACACUUGGAAAUGUUAUUUGGUUACGGUGAUAUUUUCUUUAUGUUCUGGAAAAGCGGGUGUAGGUUUGAUUUUAGUAUAUAUAAGUUACUAUGCUUACACAAUCUGUAGAUAUGAACUGGGUUUCCAGACAGAAACUACGUAUGUUCAGUAACCAUGUGACAUCUCAACCCUGACGAGCUAAAAUUACAUCUAUGGAAUAUUGAUCUUAAUGUAAUUUAUGACAUAACAGGUAUUGGCAGCCAGUUUCUAAAGUGUUUAAAGUAUACUUCAGCACUAAUUUAAGCAUAAAUUAUGUAUUAUAUGAAUAUAUGGUGGUAAAUUACCCUCACUAGGGAUGACAGAUAUUUUGCAUACUGUGUAAAAAGCAAAAAUCAGACUUUUUGCCUGGGUUAUCACCAAGGUUUAAGCUUCUACUUGUUAUUGUCUCUUCUGCCCUGUUUAUGAUGCCUAUUAAAAUAUAAAGACUACGUCAGUAGAA